Messenger RNA from Dovyalis caffra, 225 nucleotides. The record is from the annotation of a GenBank genome assembly. NCBI's taxonomy places the organism in Eukaryota, Viridiplantae, Streptophyta, Magnoliopsida, Malpighiales, Salicaceae.
AUGACAGAGCUAAGCCGACCAACAAAUGGGUUGGAAGGGAACAUGUUGGACCCCAUUGAUGUCUACAAAUCAAGUGGCUCAGUUUAUUAUGAUCUCUCUAACCAAAAACAGUCGCACUUUCUGGUCCCACAAAUGCAACCUCUAAUUCAUCUCGAAUCACGUGAGAUUCGUACAGGCUGGCUGUGGGGCCUUCCUACGUGGAAGACGUUGAAGUCAUCCUCUUGA